This is a messenger RNA of Ilex paraguariensis (yerba mate), 846 nucleotides long. The record is from the annotation of a GenBank genome assembly. NCBI's taxonomy places the organism in Eukaryota, Viridiplantae, Streptophyta, Magnoliopsida, Aquifoliales, Aquifoliaceae.
AUGGGUACGCUCAAGAUUUUCAAUAUCUUCACUGCACAUAACCACAACCACCCUACACAGUCGGACCUCAUUCGAGUUAGCCUCUUGACUGAGCCCAGCACCCGGCAAAAUGGACUCAAGGAAUCAAUUCUUGGUCUUUUCCGGCGGCUCACGUCUGGAAAGAAAAUCGAUGGGGGAUGGCGGACACAGGAAGACGAGAAGGUGUACUCUAGGUUAUAUGCCUUGGCCUUGUCGGAGAAAGACUUGGUUUUCGAGUAUGUAAGUUCGACAGAAAGGGGGCUGAGUUUCAAUGAAGCUGAGAGAAGAUUGAGAGAAAAUGGGCCAAAUAUUCCUCAUGAAUAUAAUUUCCCAAGAUGGGGGCAUCUUCUAUGGAGUGCUCUAUUUCAUCCUUUUAAUAUCAUUCUGAUAUUCUUGUCAGCAAUCUCUUACAUAACUAGUGACAGUCCAAAUGGAUGCAUCAUGCUUGUAUUGCUUUUCAUAAGUGUAUCCCUUCGAUUCUGCCAGGAGUACAGUAGUUCAACAGCAAUCAUUAAGCUCUCUGAAUUAGUAAGAUGCCCGGUUAGAGUACAGAGGUGUGCAGGAGGACUAGUGACCUCUUUCAUACUGUUUUUUCCAUCUGAUCCAGAGCCAAUUAUUGAACACGUGAUUACAACCUGCUUCUUGAAUAGUCAGUCUUCAGUAACAGGGGAGUCGGGAACAUCUGAGAAAAUGGCUGAUAUCAGAGAAGAUCAAAGUACUCCUUUGCUAGAUCUGAAGAAUAUUUGCUUCAUGGUAAAUCUGGAUAUCCCUAGCCUUGUCUUGUUUGUGGUCCAAGGUCUAGCUUUAGUGUCUGUACAUAGAAUAUGA